This is a messenger RNA of Mauremys mutica (yellowpond turtle), 5805 nucleotides long. It is a transcript of the gene ANO3, whose product is annotated as anoctamin 3. The transcript is spliced from 26 exons. Gene Ontology annotation, biological process: chloride transmembrane transport. Lineage: Eukaryota; Metazoa; Chordata; Testudines; Geoemydidae. The record is from RefSeq and is a predicted model, not a curated record. Gene Ontology annotation, cellular component: plasma membrane. The coding region runs from base 117 to 3011 and encodes 964 amino acids. Gene Ontology annotation, molecular function: chloride channel activity; protein dimerization activity.
UAUAGGAGCAAGAAGGAUCCUGCAGGGGCUGAGCAGUGAAAAAGCUGAAGAAGCAGGAGCAAGCGGGAGAAAACUCUUUACCCGGGAAGCCUGGAAGAGACCCUGCUGAAACAGGUAUGAACACAAGCAGGAGUGAGACAGUGAAAGAGUCUCCAUUGAAGCCCUCUAGAAGAUCCAUGCCAUGCUUAGCACAGAGCCAAACACACCCUCACAGUCUGAGCAAACAUUCUUCAUUUCUUCAGCCAAACAGGCUCCAGCCACAGGCUCGGCCUCUGAGUGCAGGCACUUCAACAGCUACAGUCAAUGUAGUGUCAGAACGAGCUAAAGUGGUGGAGACUCUGGAAAACAACUUACUCAAGUUAUCCAAUACAGAAUACAGUGAUCCGUUUUUAGAUAUAGGAAAAGACAAAGAUACAUAUACAGAUGAUUCAGAACAUGGGAAUUAUGAUUCUCGCACAGAUCAGUCACUGCUUAUUCAAAACACAGUUACCAGACAGAAACCAGAACCUCGGAUUAAGUCAUCUUUGAAGAAUGAGAUGAAUGCCAUAGCAUCAUCAGGCCUCUUCUUCAAAGAUGGUAAAAAGCGCAUUGAUUACAUCUUGGUCUAUAAAAAGUCAAGUCUACAAAUAGAAAAAAGAAACACUUUUGAAAAGAACCUGAGGGCAGAGGGCUUAAUGUUAGAAAGAGAGCCAGCUAUUACGAGCACCGACAUAAUGUUUGUUAAAAUUCACUGUCCAUGGGAUACGUUGUGCAAAUAUGCAGAAAGAAUGAACAUAAGGAUGCCUUUCAGUUUGCAGAGGAAUAUCAGAGAGCUGAAAAGUUGGUUGCCCAGAAAUCCAAUGAAGCUUGACAAGGAGGCCCUCCCUGACCUGGAAGAGACAGAUUGUUACACAGCACCCUUUAGCCGAGCGCGGAUCCACCACUUUACAAUAAACAACAAAGACAGCUUCUUCAGCAACUCCACAAGAAGUAGAAUAGUGCACCACAUGCUCCAGAGAACGAAGUAUGAAGAUGGCAAAUCAAAAAUGGGUAUUAAUAGAUUACUCAAUAAUGGAACAUAUGAAGCGGCAUUUCCACCACAUGAGGGAAGCCACAAGAGCAGACAUCCCAUCAAAACACAUGGAGCUCAAAAUCACAGACACCUAUUAUAUGAGCGCUGGGCACGGUGGGGAAUGUGGUACAAAUACCAGCCUCUGGAUUUAAUCAGGCGGUAUUUUGGUGAAAAAAUUGGUCUUUAUUUUGCUUGGUUGGGAUGGUACACUGGAAUGCUCAUUCCUGCUGCACUUGUCGGGCUGUUUGUUUUCCUUUAUGGAUUGUUUACCAUGGAUUCUAGCCAAGUAAGCAAAGAGAUCUGCGAGGCAAAUGAAACCAUCAUGUGCCCUAUGUGCGAACGCAAUUGCACGCUACAGAAACUCAAUGAAAGCUGCAUAUAUGCAAAGGUUACACAUUUGUUUGAUAAUGGAGGGACUGUCUUCUUUGCUAUUUUUAUGGCAAUAUGGGCUACAGUGUUUCUAGAGUUUUGGAAAAGGCGGAGAGCUGUGCUCACCUAUGACUGGGAUCUCAUAGACUGGGAGGAUGAAGAGGAAGAGCUGCGCCCCCAGUUUGAAGCGAAAUAUUCCCAAGUGGAACGAGUAAAUCCCAUCACAGGAAAACCUGAACCUUUUCAACCCUUCCCUGAUAAACUUAGUCGACUGAUGGUGUCUGUCUCAGGAAUAUUCUUCAUGAUUUCUUUGGUACUUACUGCAGUGUUUGCAGUUGUGGUCUAUCGCCUAGUAGUUAUGGAACAAUUUGCAUCCUUCCAGUGGUAUUUUAUCAAAAAGUACUGGCAGUUUGCAACAUCUGGCACUGGAGUCUGUAUCAAUUUCAUGAUCAUCAUGUCACUUAAUGUGGUAUAUGAAAAAGUUGCCUAUCUCCUAACAGAUUUAGAGCAUCCUAGAACGGAAUCUGAAUGGGAAAACAGUUUUGCCUUGAAAAUGUUCCUCUUCCAGUUUGUCAACCUAAACAGCUCAAUCUUUUAUAUUGCUUUUUUCCUUGGCAGAUUUGCAGGCCGGCCAGGAAAAUACAACAAACUUUUUAAUAGAUGGAGACUGGAAGAGUGUCAUCCUAGUGGCUGUUUGAUAGAUCUCUGCUUGCAGAUGGGAGUUAUCAUGGUUUUAAAACAAAUGUGGAACAACUUCAUGGAACUGGGUUAUCCGUUACUACAGAACUGGUGGUCACGACGCAAGAUCAAGAAAGGAGGGCAGUUAUUGGAGCAUAAAAUUUCACUACCUCAAUGGGAAAAAGAUUGGAAUCUGCAGCCAAUGAAUCUCCACGGCUUAAUGGAUGAGUACUUAGAGAUGGUUUUACAGUUUGGCUUUACCACCAUCUUUGUUGCUGCCUUCCCACUGGCACCUCUCCUGGCAUUGCUUAACAAUAUUAUAGAAAUAAGACUAGAUGCUUACAAGUUUGUUACCCAGUGGAGGAGACCUAUGCCUGCAAGAGCAACAGAUAUAGGUAUCUGGUAUGGAAUCCUUGAAGGAAUUGGAGUCCUGGCUGUCAUCACUAAUGCAUUUGUUAUUGCAAUUACUUCUGACUAUAUCCCACGUUUUGUCUAUGCAUACAAAUAUGGCCCUUGUACAGAUGAAGGAUACAGGCAGGAAAAAUGUUUAAAGGGAUAUGUCAACAGUAGUUUAUCAGUAUUUGAUCUGAAUGAGCUUGGUAUGGGAUACUCAGGAUAUUGCAGAUAUCGAGACUACAGAGCGCCACCCUGGAGUUCAGCUCCUUAUGAGUUCACCUUGCAGUUCUGGCAUGUCCUAGCUGCGCGACUGGCUUUCAUUAUAGUAUUUGAGCACCUUGUUUUUGGAAUAAAGUCUUUCAUUGCCUACCUGAUCCCAGACAUGCCCAAAGACUUGUGUGACAGAAUGAGAAGAGAGAAAUACUUGGUCCAGGAAAUGAUGUAUGAGGCUGAAUUAGAGCAUUUGCAGAGAGAGCGGAAAAAGAAUGGGAAACAGUAUCACCACGAAUGGCCUUAGUUGAUACCAUAUAGCAGCAAAAACAUUCCAUGAAAAUUGACUAGUGCAGGUCUCAAAUGAAGGUAGAUCUGGCAAUGAGGAGCAGUGUGUAUAUAUGCUGCUAUUGGAAAAUAUAUUAACAGGCUUUUCUGGGUCCUGGAAAAUACAUGCUUCCAAUGAAGAAAAUGAAUAGCCAUAUCUGUCACUGGUCCAUGGUCAAUACCAGGAGUUGCUUUCAGUUCAUUAGAAAGUGUAAUGAGGGAUUGAGCACUUGGACGCAUCAGUAAAGCAACUUGCAAUGAACUUUCAUGCUAUUCAUCAAGUCAUCAACAGAAUAAUGAAAAUAAAUACAUUGCCUGUAAAACUUUCAUAUUAAGGGCAUGACUCAAAAACAAGUUAUAUAUCAUCUGCUACUUCUAAAGCUUUUGAUUGCUCAGUUGAAGUUGUAAUGCCAAUGAAAAAAAAAGUAUGAUUAAUUGUUGCCUUUGUGGCCAUAAAUUGAUGUUAAUGAUCCUUCAAGCUUACUGUUUGUCAGGUUUGUUCUAGUCUCUUGGUGAGAUUGUGGAUGUGGUCCUGAUCUAAACGGGGACACAAGGCUGUUCGAUAUAUACUAUGCAGUUCAAGGUUGGCACAUCACUUCUCAUCCAUCUAUCUUUAUAGAUAAAGCCAAAAAAUUCUAAAUUCAAAGAAAAAUCAGUUCCAUUGAAAGACUACAUCAAUUCAUUGCCCAUGUUGCAGCUAUAUUUGAAAAGAAAUGUGACUAUUUGAAUUGUCUUGCCAUUUUUGUAUGCAAAAAGGCCAUCUCCACAUACUUCCAGACUAAAUGAAGAAUCAUUUCCAUGCUAAAUGUAGCAUGCAGAUGAAUAACUAUGUCAAUAUUAUUUUGUUGGUCUACCUAGAUAGUGAUUCUAUGACUUCAUAAAACAUUGACUUGAAAUUUCUAUUGCAGUGCAAAUAAUUUACUCGUGUAUAUAUAGUUAACUUUACAGUAUGCAAGCUACUGUCAUUUAUGCAGAUAUAUAUCAAAUAUACAGUAUAACAUCAUGACUUGCUUGUUCAGGGAAAGAGAAGGAGAGUACUGUAUAGCAGCACUCUGUCUAUUCCAGUAAUGUGCAUUCCUUAUCUUGGGCUAAAUACAUCAAAGCAUGGAAAAAUAUGUAUAUUACUGUUAGGAUUAGAUUUUUUCUGCUUUUAUGCCUUCUUGGGAAGAUAUUUUUUUCAAAAUCAGCAGAAAAAGUAAAUGUUCUCAUGGAGAAUUGAACUUCAGUUUUCACAUCCAUACAGGAUACUGCAUUGUCAGUUCUGGUUAGUCAUGAAAUUGUCUUCAUUUUUAAUAUUUCAUAUUAUAAUAUUUCAUAAGUACUAAACUAAAACAAGUGUACAGGAUUCACUUAUGGAAAAGGGGGAAACUAAAAUUGUCCUGUUUCUCAUUUGUACAGUUUUAAAAAAAUGGUUCUUAUUUCUAUCAGAUGAAAAGAAUUAAAAGAAAAAAAAAUCAAAGAUAAUUUUCUUCACUUUUAAGACUCAUGUUAUGAUGCAACAAAGCACAAACUAUAGCACAGAUAAAUUCUAAUGUCAAUCUGAAGGAUAAAGCUUCAGUGAAAUCCCUUGUUGGCUGCAGACAAUGAGAGGAAUUGAAGUUUUCCUUCUCAGAAUACCUUAUUUAGGUAACAAGUAUAACUCCAACCUUUACGUGCACAAAUCCAAAAUGCAUCAUAUUUUAUUAUUUCAAUGCCAAUGAAAGAGGAAAUUUUUUUCAUAGGAACAUUGUUAAUGUACCUUUCUGUGGGUCUGAUCCAAAGCCCAUUAAAGAAAUGGAAAGACUUCUGCUAUCUUCAUUGGGCCUUACAUCUGACCCUUACUGAGGUUUAGUGAGAAAAUCCAGCUUUUUAUGACCAGACAAGGAAACUGCCUAUGUUUCCACAGUUUGGCAUCAAUGGGGAUCUAAUCAGUUUUAGCCAAAAAUUCCACAGCACUAGCUCUGUAGAACUGACACUUUCCCAUGCUUCUAUUCAAGAGGAAGGGUUUCCAUUCUAUUCUGCUUACGCUGUAUUCUCAGUGUCACAUGAUUCUUAAUAAGAAAUUCUUAAUGUGUUUUUGUCUUGUGCUUAAGACAUCUGUAUUGUCUAGUUUAAUGUAUUAACUCCCCGGCUUUAUAGCAUCCUAGUUUAGUUUUAUCCAUUAACUAGCAUAGGGUCACAAAUGAUGUGUCUUUUAAUGUUUUAACAAAAUGCCUUGGCUGGAACAAGGCAGAAGGACUGGUAUAAAUUUAGCCAAAAAUUUAUGAUUAAUAUUUCUGUGUGGUUGGUGUGUUUUUUUGUUUGUUUGUUUUUGGCCUGAGGAUAUUUUCACAUUCCAAUAUAUAGCUGGAAGAGUUCCAAUUGGGCAUUAAAAAUAGAGAAAUACAGAAAGGAAAUGCUUUUUGUAAUAGACUAUGGUCUUGGAUUUGGAGAUGUACAGAAGUCUUCUAUAACGACUUUCAGUGUUGAAAUAUAGAAAUAUGUUAGAUAGGAAUAUAUAAAUUUGACAUUGUUCAGUUAAUUUAAAGUGCUGCAAAAGCACAAGAACUUCUGGGGAAAUACUGUGUGUUUUUGUUCCUUUGUUUCUAGUGUAUCAACAGUGUCUAAAGGCAUUGCCUCUAUAUAGGAAUUUGUUUUAGCUGAGAACCUUUCUGCUAGAUUUCAUUUAGUGUGGUGUUUGCAUAAAAUACAAAUUAUCUUACAAAGAUAUAAGGCACACUCUGUCCUCAGGAAUAUGUAUUACAUGAAUGCUGAUUAAUCUAUAUUUUCAUAUUCUAGAUAUUUCUUUCCAAAUA